Schistocerca serialis cubense is the source of this 1565-nucleotide messenger RNA. RefSeq names its product pupal cuticle protein 36a-like. The coding region runs from base 86 to 1111 and encodes 341 amino acids. Gene Ontology annotation, molecular function: structural constituent of chitin-based larval cuticle. NCBI's taxonomy places the organism in Eukaryota, Metazoa, Arthropoda, Insecta, Orthoptera, Acrididae. The record is from RefSeq and is a predicted model, not a curated record. Gene Ontology annotation, cellular component: chitin-based extracellular matrix. The transcript has 5 exons.
CAUCAGAUCACUCCAUUCCAUUCCUGGCGAUAGCGUCGUCAUUCGCACCGUAAUCUUCCAGCCAGGGGCACUUAUCACAAGCAUCAUGAAACUGUUGGUGUUGGCAGCCCUGGUGGGUAUGGCGGCAGCUGGCCGCCUGGAUAACUCAUACCUGCCUCCUGCGGGUGCACCCCUGGCCGGUGGAGCACAAGGGGCCAUCGCAGCGCCAUUUGGCGGACCUGGAGCUGGUGGAGUCUUCGGAGCUAGAAGGCCUGGUUUCGGAGGAGCUGGUCUCGGUGGUGCUGGCUUAGGAGGACCUGGAGGUCUCGGUGGUCCUGGUGGUCUUGGUGGUGCAGGCCGAGGAGGUCUUGGUGCUGGACGAGGCGGCCUGGGUGCUGGUCUGGGAGGUGCAGGGACUGGCGCCGGUCUUGGAGGUCUUGGUGGACUUGGAGGCGCCGGUCUCGGUGCUGGCCGAGGUGGCCUAGGAGGCGCUGGUCUUGGUGCUGGCCGAGGUGCAGCCGCUGGUCUUGGUGGUGGUGCUGGCAGAUUCAUCCCAGGCGCCAGUGCUCCAAGUGGACCAGUCAUUCCCAUCCUCCGAUACGAAAAUGUCAACAAUGGCGAUGGAAGCUAUGCUUUCAGUUACGAGACUGGAAACGGCAUCGCUCAGGACGAGCAGGGCUACCUGAAGAAUGCCGGAAUUCCUGAUGCUGAGGCGGAGACCGUGCAGGGCCGCUACACAUACACUGGAGACGACGGCGCACAAUACACCGUCACCUACACCGCCGACGAGAACGGCUUCCAGCCGCAGGGUGCCCACCUCCCCACUCCGCCACCAAUCCCUGAGGAGAUCCUUCGCUCUCUGGAGCAGAAUGCCGCUGAGGAGGCCGCUGCCAUCCGGGCUGGAGGAGUUGUCGGUGGUGACUACAGUGGUGCCGGUGGCGCUGGAACUGGAGCUGGUACAGGCUUCCGUGGUGUCGCUGGUGUUGGUGGUGUCUUUGGGGGUCGCCCAGGAGCUGGCGGUGCCCCUGGUGCUGGAGUCUUCGGACGGCCCGGUGCUGGAGCUGGCCGGCCCGGUGCCCUGCCCAGCUACUCGGCGACCAGCGGUUACUCCUACCCUAACCCUGGCAUGUAAGUGUCUGGAGGUUUCCAGCUGUGGCCUGGAUGUCCAACACGCUCUGUUGUCUCACCUAGCUGGACGUAGCCAGUGCCUCAGUCCACUGCCCACCUAGUACUUUCACACAUGAAUGCGGACUUCUUUUGCCACUGUGUCGACUGCACAGACUCUGACAAGUAUACCUGACGAUUUCACUGUUGUCUUAGUGGAACUUAAAGGCUCCUACUGACUAUAUCUAUCUCGCGAAAACAUCACUUGUAAAUAUCUUAAAUUAUUUCUUACUCCUUUUCUAUUUUCUACUGCAAUGUUCAGACAGUAAAACUUAUGACGACAAUGGCAUUGUGCGUGGCAAAGUUCGCGACUAGCAACUCGUGUUCUGUGCCCAUAAAAAAACUAUUUAUUUCUGUGAUGCAAAAGUGAAAAAAACCUAUGUAAAAAUAUAUAUUUUGUAAUAAAUGUUGUUUUAAAUAUA